AAAGAGAAAAAAAGUAUAAGGCCCAAACGGUUACAGCGAGUUUAUCCUGAGCUCAGAUUUCUGCUUCCAUGGCGGCCAUUCCAUCUUCCUCACUACAAUUCCCUAACUCUCUCACACUUCCUUCCAAUUCAAAGCCUCCCAAGCCCAAGCUUCUCACCUUCCUAACCAGGGCAGCAGAUCCGGAAUCUCCCGCCGGCGAUUCUGAACAACCUGGAUCUGACGGCGACGAUUUCGAGGACCGACUCGCCAAAGUCCGAAUCCGAUACCGAAGCGGAACAGGAAAGAAGGCAGAGAUACGGAAGGCUCGCAAGUCCAAGCAAGGUUCUACCACUGCCGCCUCGUCGGUGUACCUACCGCCAGUGUCUCUGAAGGAGGCGGUUUCCGGGGGACUUAAAGUGGAAUUCGGAUUUAGUCCGUACAGCGAGAGGAUCAAUGGUUGGAUUGCGAUACUCGGAAUAUCGGCGUUGGUUCUUGUGGAAUUGGCUACCGGAAAAAGCGUCAUCAGUUAUCAUACGCCGGCGAUUAUACUGAUUCAAGUGUAUUUUGUGGCGGCGGUUGCUGCGGUGUAUAUCAAAUACGAGAAGGAGAAGGUUAGCGUUUGGCCGUCGGAUGAAAUCAAAAGUUAGAAUGAAGCUUUGUUUAAUAAAUUCAGUAAUUUUUUGGGAUGAUUUUCAUUUUCUGUUUCUGAAUUUCUACAUUAAUUUUGAGUUAUGUAUGAAUGAACACUAGAACUAGAAAUAAUGUGCAGUGGUUCAAGUGUUUAAUUUAACUAAAAUCAAUUCUUUUAACUA
Cucumis sativus (cucumber) is the source of this 791-nucleotide messenger RNA. RefSeq lists its product as uncharacterized. Bases 69 to 626 code for a protein of 185 amino acids. Lineage: Eukaryota; Viridiplantae; Streptophyta; Magnoliopsida; Cucurbitales; Cucurbitaceae. The record is from RefSeq and is a predicted model, not a curated record. The transcript has a single exon.